Molecule: messenger RNA, 2723 nt
Organism: Ectocarpus siliculosus
Lineage: Eukaryota; Phaeophyceae; Ectocarpales; Ectocarpaceae
Source: the annotation of a GenBank genome assembly
AUGGUGAUGGAGCAGGACUGGACGGUGACGGUGGGAACGGCGGCAGCACCCGCGCCUGCGGAGGAGGAGGAGGAGGAGCCUUGGAGGCCACCGUCGCCGCAGCCCUCGCCGCCCCGUGUGCGGGGCAUCGUCCACAAGCUCCCAGCUUGCCUGCAGGAGGAGGUGGAGGAGGAGGAGGAGGAGGAGGAGGAGGAGGAGGAUAAGCAGGUGUCCAACCAGCCGGUGGCUCGCGCUUGUGUCGGGACUGCGUCCGAGGUUAGGGUGGUCACUUCGGCGCCGGGAAAAGUAAUUCUGUUCGGGGAGCACGCGGUGGUGUACGGGAAGACCGCAGUUGGGGCGGCGGUGUCGGACCUUCGCGUCGUCGUAACGGCGAGCACCACAGUAGAGCCUGAGCUGGUGCUAGAGCUGCCCGAUCUUGACGUGAGCUUCCGGAGGACAACGCCAGAGUUGUCGGACGCGUUCGGCUUCUCCCUAGCGGUCGCCCCCGGAGCAAAGCCGACGCCUCCCGACCAGGCCCACCUGGACCUAAUCUCCGCCUUCUUGAGCGACGAAGGGCGGUCGAAGGACGGGAAGAAGGCUCUCGUGUCGCUUGUGUUCCUGGCGCUCGCGAUAGUCCCCGAGAUUUUCCUCGGAAAAGCUGGGGCCGGGGCCCGGGGGCUAUCCUUGAGGGCGUUUAGCGCUUCCCUCCCGGUAGGGGCGGGCCUGGGGUCUUCGGCCGCUCUCUGCGUGGCCACGUCGGCUGCCCUCACGCGACUCGCAGACAUCAUCUCAAGAGCGGCGGUGGAGGGCGGGGGGGAACGGGGGGGGGGCGGUUCGCGGCGACCGUCGGGUUCCGAGCUCGAGCGGAUCAACGCGUGGGCGUUCGCCGGGGAGACGGUGCUGCACGGGACCCCGUCGGGGCUCGACAACACGGUCAGCUGCUACGGCGGGGCGAUAAAGUUCGUGAAGGGCAUGGAUGGCGCCGCGAACACGACGGAGCCCAUCCCCGGCUUCCCGCCGCUGCCGAUCCUCCUGACCAACACCCUGGUGCCCAAGAACACGGGGGCCCUGGUUGCGGGCGUGCGCCGCCUGCUGGAGGCCCACCGGCCCGCCACCACCGCCACCUUCGACGCCAUCGGCGCCAUAGCCGCCGAGUUUCUCGACCGCGCCGCCGCUUCGGUUCCCGCGGCUACGCCGGUGGCGGCGGCGGAGUGCGGCGACGGAGCGGCGGCGCCUGCAGCACCUGCGCAGCCGCUGACGGCGGAGUGCGUCGGGGAGCUCGCCGAGAUGAACCACCGGCUGCUUUGCGCGCUCGGGGUGGGGCACCCGGCGCUGGAGCGGGUGUGCGAGGUCGCGAGCGCGCACGGGUGCAGGAGCAAGCUGACGGGGGCCGGAGGCGGAGGCUGCGCCGUAACGAUCCUCUCGGGCGAAGACCUCUGCAAGGCGUCCCUGGUGGAAGCGAUGCUCGGCGAGGGCUUCAAGUGCUACGAGACUUCGAUCGGAGGGGACGGGGUGUUGUUCCACGGGGACGCCGUUCCCCCGCCGUUUGUUGCUGCGGCGGCGGCGGCGGCGGCGGCGACAGCCCCAGCAGCGGUUGCUAGGGGCGGCGAUGGGCUAGAGAUAGAAGCAGGGUGGAGCAUGUUUUUAGGUCAGGUUCUUGCGGGGGAUCGGGAAGGGACCGGGUUGGGAGUGGCGGCGGCGGCGGCGGCGGUGGUGAUCGCCGCUGCCGUCCCCGUUGUCUUGGGGUGGAGAGGCUUGCGGUACUACUAAAAUAGGAGGUCGGCCCAACGUUGGUCGGCCGUGGUUUUCCGGCAGACACUAGUCGGAGCAGCGUGCGUAUGUGUGUCUUUUAUUAGUAGCAUCGACCGCGCUCACCAGCUGACAAUAAAUGAAAAUACGUCAGUCUGUCUCAUCACUAAAUAGUGUGUGUGCUGUAUCGCCCCCUUGCUUGUUUUGUGGUCUGCUGAAGGGUCUGUCUUGUUGUUGUUUGAGACAUUGUGAGGCUUGCUUGCCUCCGUCAAGAGGUUCGGUCAACGAAGGCAGUGUUUUGUUUACGAUAUGUAGGUUAUGGUGUAUUUUUUAAGAAAAAGAAGGCGUUUCGGGCGGUGUUUGGCGCGCUUUUCGUCUCGUCGUCGUGUGCUUGUUACUUGCGCUCACUCUUUUUCUUUUCUUUCAGGAAAAGUGGGAGCGAGGCCUUGCAGAAUUUGGCUUUUGGGAGUAUUUGCCACCGCGUUGUCGGCUUGUCACUCUCUCAGAAGUGGUACAGACGUUUGGGACGCGGCGGGUUGUCAUUCUUUCUUCUCGUUCGUUGCAGUUUGCGAAUGCACCAUUACCAGCUAGGCAGAGCGUAUGCGGAACGGUAGGUGAUACAAGGGCCGCGCUGGCAGUGUACAGUACAUAGUGAAAAGGGCAGACAACCCGAAAAAAAGAAAAAAGACUAAAAAAAAAACGUUACAUUGUGUCGUGUCUUGAGCGCUGCUGCUGUCACUCAAGACGGUUUGGAGGGGCGAGCGGGGUUGCUUACGUCAUUUGCAACCGCCGCGUCGCUUGACCCGGCAAGUCAGCUCUGGAUGAAGGCUGCUUGUUUCCGCAUUACCGUAGUCAAUGAGAGAAGAGCGGUGAGGGGGGGUGGGGGGGGGCGUACUCUUAUGUUUUGCAUGCCUUAGCGGUUAGACCGUUGACCACGUGUCCUCGAGAGGACGGGGCAUUGUUCCCACAGGACCGAUCACCGAUGGCCAAUCGUU